Trichechus manatus latirostris (Florida manatee) is the source of this 1727-nucleotide messenger RNA. Its product is annotated as 25-hydroxyvitamin D-1 alpha hydroxylase, mitochondrial. Gene Ontology annotation, cellular component: mitochondrial inner membrane. NCBI's taxonomy places the organism in Eukaryota, Metazoa, Chordata, Mammalia, Sirenia, Trichechidae. Gene Ontology annotation, biological process: glucocorticoid biosynthetic process; cholesterol metabolic process; cortisol metabolic process. Gene Ontology annotation, molecular function: monooxygenase activity; iron ion binding; heme binding. The record is from RefSeq and is a predicted model, not a curated record. The coding region runs from base 31 to 1557 and encodes 508 amino acids. The transcript has 9 exons.
CCCUCUUUCGCGGGCUUCCUGAACCAGACCAUGACCCUGACCCUCAAGUUCAGCGCUAGGGUGUUUCAUCGCGUUCGCUGGGCCCCCAAGCUGGGCGCCUCACCGGGCUCCAGAGGCGCCUGUUCAGCCCCCCGGAGCUUGGCGGACAUCCCAGGCCCCUCCACGCCCGGCUUUCUGGCCGAACUCUUCUGCAAGGGGGGGCUGUCUCGGCUACACGAGCUGCAGGUGCAGGGCGCCGCGCGCUUCGGUCCCGUGUGGUUGGCCAGUUUCGGGAUGGUGCGCACGGUGUACGUGGCCGCUCCUGCGCUUAUCGAGCAGCUGCUGCGACAGGAGGGGCCCCGGCCAGAGCGCUGCAGCUUCUCGCCCUGGACCGAGCACCGGCGCCGUCGGCAGCGGGCUUGCGGACUGCUCACCGCGGAAGGCGAAGAAUGGCAGAGGCUCCGCAGCCUCCUGGCCCCGCUUCUCCUUCGGCCUCAAGCGGCCGCCAGCUACGCCGGGACCCUGGACAACGUGGUCCGUGACCUUGUGCGACGACUGCGGCGCCAGCGGGGACAAGGCUCUGGGCCGCCCGCCCUGGUUCGGGACGUGGCGGGAGAGUUUUACAAGUUCGGACUAGAAGGCAUAGCCGCGGUGCUGCUGGGUUCGCGCCUGGGCUGUCUCGAGGCCGAAGUGCCGCCGGACACAGAGACAUUCAUCCGCGCGGUGGGCUCUGUGUUCGUGUCCACGCUGCUAGCUAUGGCGAUGCCGAACUGGCUGCACCGCCUAGUACCUGGACCUUGGGGUCGCCUCUGCCGUGACUGGGACCAGAUGUUUGCAUUUGCUCAGCAGCACGUGGAACGGCGAGAGGCCGAGGUGGCCAUGAGGACCCAGGGAAAGCCUGAGGGAGACACAGGACCUGGGGCACAUCUGACCUACUUCCUGUUACGAGAAAAACUGCCUGCCCCGUCCAUCCUGGGGAAUGUGACAGAACUGCUACUGGCCGGAGUGGACACUGUGUCCAACACUCUCUCGUGGGCUCUGUAUGAGCUGUCUCGGCACCGGGAAGUCCAAAGGGCACUCCACUCCGAGAUCACGGCUGCCCUGGGCCCCAGCUCCUGUGCCCAGCCCCCAGCCACUACUCUGUCCCAGCUGCCCCUGCUGAAGUCUGUGGUCAAGGAGGUGCUGAGGCUAUACCCUGUGGUACCUGGAAAUUCCCGUGUCCCAGACAAAGACAUUCAUGUAGGUGACUACAUUAUCCCAAAAAAUACACUGGUCACUCUGUGCCACUAUGCCACUUCUCGUGACCCUGCCCAGUUCCCAGAGCCAAAUUCUUUUCGUCCAGCUCGCUGGCUGGGGGAGGGUCCAGCCCCCCACCCAUUUGCAUCUCUCCCCUUUGGCUUUGGCAAGCGCAGCUGCAUGGGGAGACGCCUGGCAGAGCUCGAGCUGCAAAUGGCUUUAGCUCAGAUCUUGACCCACUUUGAGGUGCAGCCUGAGCCAGGUGCUGCCCCAAUCAGACCCAUGACCCGGACCGUCCUGGUACCCGAGAGGAGCAUCAACCUACAGUUUGUGGACAGAUAGCACUGUGGACGCAGGCUGUCAUCAUCACCCCUGAUCACAUGACUUAUUAGGCACAAGACCAAGAGAUGUGUCUUCCUCCUGAGGCCUGUCUAUCUGACCAAACUGGUUAGAAUGACCAUAGCUAAGUGCUUGAGGCUGCCCUGACCUAGGUGGGAAGUAUGCACUUGGCC